Messenger RNA from Erigeron canadensis, 2484 nucleotides. RefSeq names its product casein kinase 1-like protein HD16. Lineage: Eukaryota; Viridiplantae; Streptophyta; Magnoliopsida; Asterales; Asteraceae. Gene Ontology annotation, cellular component: nucleus; cytoplasm. Gene Ontology annotation, molecular function: protein serine/threonine kinase activity; ATP binding. The transcript is spliced from 17 exons. Gene Ontology annotation, biological process: peptidyl-serine phosphorylation; endocytosis; signal transduction. Bases 264 to 2075 code for a protein of 603 amino acids. The record is from RefSeq and is a predicted model, not a curated record.
AAAAUUAGAAUUUUAGAAACCAACGCAACAUCCCAUAAUACUAACAACAUUCAUCAUUCAUUCAUUAUAUACAUAUAUUUUUUUGUUUUAUUUACACUAUCUCCAACUCUGCUUGACGCAUAAAUUCCCUUUUCUUAUUUAUGAUACAUGAUAUAGAGAUAAUGUGGAAAAGAGAUUGAUCAUCAAAGAAUUAUUGACCAACAGACGGCCUCAGUGAUUAACAAACAAGAAAAGUGUUUGAAAAAAAAAAAGAAAAAAAAAAGAUGAAUAUGGAUAGCGGUCCAGAACCACCAACUGAAGAACCAGAAGAUGAUGACCCCUCUACUGCUCCACUUCCCGAUACAGUCCAGUUUGGUGGUUCUCCGUCGUAUAAGGUUGAGAAGAAGCUCGGAAAGGGGGGAUUUGGGCAAGUAUAUGUAGGCCGUCAUAUCAAUCCACCACUUCCGCACGAACUCACUGGGCCUGGAGCAGUUGAGGUUGCGUUGAAGUUUGAACACAAAAGCAGCAAAGGAUGUAACUACGGACCACCAUAUGAAUGGCAAGUCUAUAAUGCACUUGGUGGAAGCCAUGGCGUGCCUCGUGUUCAUUAUAAGGGAAGGCAGGGUGAUUACUAUAUAAUGAUCAUGGAUAUGCUUGGACCUAGCUUAUGGGAUGUCUGGAGUAACAACUCGCACUCGAUGUCAAUUGAAAUGGUUGCUUGUAUUGCCAUUGAAGCCAUAUCUAUAUUAGAGAAGAUCCACUCCCAAGGGUAUGUGCAUGGUGAUGUUAAACCUGAGAAUUUUUUGCUUGGUCACCCUGGAUCAGUAGAUGAGAAGAAGCUGUUUCUUGUUGAUCUUGGUUUAGCUACCAAGUGGCGAGAUACUUCAUCUGGACUGCAUGUUGAAUAUGACCAACGACCAGAUGUGUUUAGGGGAACCGUCCGCUAUGCAAGUGUGCAUGCUCAUCUUGGAAGAACUGGAAGUCGACGGGAUGAUUUGGAGUCCCUUGCUUAUACACUUAUAUUCCUUCUCCGUGGACGUCUUCCAUGGCAAGGAUUCCAGGGUGAAAAUAAAGGAUUUCUUGUAAGCAAGAAGAAGAUGGCAACUUCUCCUGAAUCCCUUUGCCUCUUCUGUCCAGCCCCUUUUCGGCAUUUUGUUGAACACGUUGUCAAUUUGAAGUUUGACGAGGAGCCUGAUUAUGCAAAGUACAUCUCACUUUUUGAUGGUAUAGUUGGUCCAAAUCCAGAUAUUAGACCAAUCAACACUGAUGGUGCUCAGAAGCUUGUGCAUCAAGUUGGACACAAGAGAGCAAGAUUGACGCUUGAGGAAGGUGGUGAUGAACAACCGACAAAGAAAAUUCGCCUGGGAAUGCCUGCAACUCAAUGGAUAAGUGUAUAUAAUGCUCGGCGUCCAAUGAAGCAGAGAUACCACUAUAAUGUGGCAGAUUCUAGACUUGCUCAACAUAUCGAGAAAGGAAUUGAAGAUGGGCUAUUAAUCAGCAGUGUGGCUUCUUGCUCAAACCUAUGGGCUAUUAUCAUGGAUGCUGGCACCGGAUUCAGCUCUCAAAUUUACCAACUCUCCCCUAUGUUUCUUAACAAGGAUUGGAUUAUGGAGCAGUGGGAGAAGAAUUAUUACAUUAGUUCAGUAGCAGGCGCUAACAAUGGGAGCUCGUUAGUUGUAAUGUCAAUGGGUACCCAUUACAUUCAGCAGUCAUAUAAAGUCAGCGAAUUUUUUCCGUUCAAGUGGAUAAAUAAGAAAUGGAGAGAGGGGUUCCAUGUCACUUCUAUGGCAACUGCAGGUAGUAGAUGGGCAAUUGUUAUGUCCCGUGGCUCUGGAUUUUCUGAACAGGUAGUGGAACUAGACUUUUUGUAUCCAAGUGAAGGUAUUCAUAGAAGAUGGGAUGCCGGAUAUAGGAUAACAGCUACUGCAGCCACAUGGGACCAAUCUGCUUUUGUUCUUAGUGUGCCGAGGAGAAAACCUGCAGAUGAGACACAGGAGACUCUGAGGACUUCAGCCUUCCCCAGCACACAUGUUAAGGAAAAAUGGGCAAAGAACCUUUAUAUAGCUUCUAUGUGUUAUGGUCGAACUGUCUCAUGAGGUGUCACAGUUUUGUCUGGUCUUAAAUAGUAACCAGUGAAUCAACUGCCUCUUUCUAUUUCAAAGAAAAGUCCAAUUUCCAUGUGCAAACAGGUUUACGGUUCUGAGCUAACACUAACAUAGGGAGUUUUUUUUCUUUUCUUUCAGUUCUUCAGAUAUUCUUCUUUUUAGCUGCCCGCAUUUCCCUAUGGCACGACCUUGUACAUACCUUUUCAACAAUAGCCGCAUGGUUGACGGAUUGCGCACAUGUUUUCUUUGAUGUUUGGCAUUAAGUUUCGAUGAAUGCUAUAGGUGUCCAUCCAUCCUCUAAGAACUUAACUAGUGGAAAGCAAUUUGCACAAUCUGGUGAACCUAUUACUCAUGGGACAUCAGUUGGUGAUUAUUUUAUUUUUUGCCAUCUGCUCUUCAA